Erpetoichthys calabaricus (reedfish) is the source of this 3286-nucleotide messenger RNA. RefSeq names its product aldehyde dehydrogenase family 3 member A2-like. Gene Ontology annotation, biological process: aldehyde metabolic process. Gene Ontology annotation, cellular component: cytoplasm. Bases 165 to 1634 code for a protein of 489 amino acids. Lineage: Eukaryota; Metazoa; Chordata; Cladistia; Polypteriformes; Polypteridae. The record is from RefSeq and is a predicted model, not a curated record. Gene Ontology annotation, molecular function: aldehyde dehydrogenase (NAD+) activity. The transcript is spliced from 11 exons.
AGUGUGAAAAGGAGGAGGGGAAAAGUAAGAGGUCGUCACCAUCCUUGACGGGCCAGAUUAUCGAGUUCUUUUGGCAAGCAGGGAAGACUCGUGUCUAGCACUUUAAGGGCCAGUAAUCACUCGUGAGCAGCGGCAGUCGGACGACUUAUCACUUUAAAGCAACAAUGGAAAAGCAAGCUGUGGAGAAAGCAAGGGUAGCCUUCAGAUCUGGUAGAUCACGACCCUUAGAGUUUAGAGCUAAUCAGCUAAAGGAGCUAAAGAGAUUUUUGAAUGAAAAAGAACAAGAGAUUGCAGCUGCACUGAAAAAGGACCUUAACAAGAACCAAUAUGACACAACACUUUAUGAACUACUUGGCCUUGAAGGAGAGAUCCAGCUUGCCUUGGAGAAUCUUGAGCAAUGGGCCGCUCCCCGUCCUGCUGAGAAGACCCUCUUAACGAUAUCAGAUGAAGUUUACAUUCAGCCAGAACCUUUGGGUGUCAUCUUGAUAAUUGGUGCUUGGAAUUACCCUGUCGCUCUUGUCGUUCAGCCUCUUAUUGGGGCUAUUGCUUCAGGGAAUGCGGCUGUGAUAAAGCCAUCAGAGGUCAGUGUACACACAGCCAAGCUUCUGGAGGAGUUUCUAACACAAUACCUUGAUAAGGAUCUUUAUCCAGUUGUAAAUGGUGGUGUUCCUGAGACUCAGGAGCUGCUGAAACAGCGUUUUGAUCACAUAUUCUACACAGGAAACUGUGCUGUUGGUAAACUGGUAAUGGAGGCAGCCUCUCAUAAUCUCACUCCUGUCACCCUGGAGCUUGGAGGAAAAAGUCCUUGUUAUAUUGACAAAGACUGUGACCUUCGCAUUGCUUGUCGACGAAUUGCUUGGGGAAAGUUUAUAAAUUGUGGGCAGACAUGCAUCGCUCCUGACUACAUCCUGUGUGACCAGAGCCUCCAAGGUCAAAUAGUAGAAGAGCUUAAGAUGGCAUUGAAGGAGUUCUAUGGUGAAGACCCAAAGAAAUCUAUAGACUAUGGUCGUAUUAUCAAUCAGAAGCAUUUUAAAAGGCUCUCAUCACUCUUAGAAGGGGCCAAACUUGCAUUUGGAGGGGAGUGCGAUGAAGCCCUCUGUUAUAUUGCCCCAACUGUGCUUACGAAUGUGUCACCACAAGACAAACUAAUGCAAGAAGAAAUUUUUGGCCCAAUUCUUCCUAUGUUGAGUGUUGGGAGUGUAGAUGAAGCUAUUCAGUUCAUCAACCAGCGAGAGAAACCUCUGGCUCUGUAUGUCUUUUCUCAUAACAAGAAGUUAAUAAAGAGGGUGAUUGCAGAGACAUCAAGUGGUGGAGUCACGGCAAAUGACGUGCUGGUACAUUUCUCUGUCAAUGCCUUACCUUUUGGAGGAGUUGGUAAUAGUGGGAUGGGAUCCUACCAUGGAAAGCACAGCUUUGAUCGGCUUAGUCAUCUUCGUGCAUGCCUUGUCAAAUCUUUGUCCAUGGAGUCUAUGAAUGCUGUGCGAUAUCCACCCUACUCGCAAAAGAAGCUGAACUGGGCACGGUUCUUCAUCCUCAAGCGUGUUCGAAUGGGGUGGCUCAGUAAGCUGUUUGUGCUAGCAAUCAUGACUGCUUUGGCAGCUGUUGUCUUGCAGCUUUACUUCAAGAGAGACUAACACAAAAACAUGUCGGAUUUCUGCUGAAGCAUCUAAGAAUCAUCAGUGAAUGGUGUCUGGAAUCCUCUUCACCUUUUAUACAUAGUAAAAUGAAAGUGAAUUUUAUAGCAUUAGUUAUUACACAGUUUGACAUACUGAAUGGUGAGCAUGAAGGAGACUAUAGUUAAUGAUCAUGUAAUUGCAACAUAAUGAAACAGUUUAUAUUUUUAAUGUUAAUAAGCCAUCAUUUAAUGUUUGAUUUUUGCCACUCGUUUUUCCCUUGAUUUCACAUAUGCCUGAUCAAGUUUCCUUUGCUCUAGUCUAUCUCGGCUCAACUAAGCUCAUGUGCUUUUAAUGUAAUAAAUGCAUCAUAUAAAUUUCUUUAUUGAUUUUUUUAGUAUAACACAAUACAAUAAAAUAUGUCACUUGGAUAGGUACAACAUUAUCAAUCUUAGUUUUUUUUUUAUUUCCUAAAACACUUAGGAAACAAAGGGAGAAUGAUUUUGGGGUACUGUAAGAUGUUGAAAGUGAGCUGUGCCCACAAAUUGCUGCCAUAGCUGGUACAAAUGUUGGGUUGACUAUGGAUGGCUAGGUCAUUUUUCAUAAUGGCAAAUAAUAAUACAGAGCCUAAGCCACAGUGUAAUAUAGAUUGUUGUAGGAUAUUUUCAGUUAAGCAAAAUUAGGGACAAAUUUGCAAGGUAGGAAAACACAGGCUAGAAAAAAUGGUGAUGAAUGAAUGUCCAUUGAGACUUAUGGGCUGCUGAGUGAAAAUGCCAGUCUGAUAGGUUUGAGUAGUGGACAAAGGGGAAAAGAAGACCAAAGGAAGAUGUGGCACCUGCUUAAAUGGAAUACUGUCUGUAGACCUUGUGUAUAGUACAGUAGUGUAUUGCUAGAGCACUUCACAUACUCACAAAAGCCAGAUUGUUUAUAUCCUUUUGCUCCAAAUAAUUUCUUUCAUAUCUUGCUUUCAGUUUAGUAUCAUGGAAGUUGAAGUGAAUUUUACUUGUCUUUUUUCAUUUCAGAACAGUGCCUACUAAUUUCAUGAAUUGUUCUCUCUCUGGAGUCUUUUGUUUGACUUAAUUUUAAUUGACUUGCACAUUUCAAGAGAAUUAAAGGAUGACAUUUUCCAUUUAUAACAUGCAAUAAAUAACUUGGUUCAGAAACCAUUCCAUAAGGUAACAGAGUCCACUUUGUUGUUGUCAUGCUAACCUGAUAAGCUUUACUAAGAAGGUCUUCACGUAAGCAUCAGGCAUGAACCCUAAGAUGUGGCUCACACUAUGUUGUUACUUUUGAUUUUUACACUAAAGCAUUGAUUUUCAAUUUUUGUUUUGUAUUAAACCUCUGAUGGUCACAUGCACUGCCAAACAUUCCUUUAUGGUCAGAACUGAUAAUUUCCUAAAUGAUUAACAGAAGCAAUUUAGAUAUUGAUGCUUUUGAAAGACUUGAGAUGUUUUUAAAGGAACAGACUUUAUCACAGCGCAAGUAAGUAAAAAUGCAAUUUGUGUAGUUUAUGCUGUGGAAAUGGUCAAGAAUGUGGACUGAUUCAUUCUGGAAAUGUAAAAAUUAUUGUAUUUUUAAAUGAUAUGAGUCAUCCUUAUUACUAUAAUUUUGUAUAUCAUCUUGUAAUUUUCCAGCUUGAAUUUCUUUAAUAAAGUAUGAAAGUUAAAAAAAAA